CUUCUUUUCUUCUGCCGACGGGAGAAGUUUCUUUUUUCAGCCGCAACAGUCGAAGAGAUACGGAUCUCGAAAAAAAAAGACUGACAAUGGCAUGUCAAGACCAAAUUGUGUCACCUUCUUGGCUCCCGCCUCGACCCACCCGGCCCGUCUGACACAACACCACACAACACAACGCAAGGAGAAAAGGGACCUCACUGCUCGGGUAGCACAAGGAGACGGGAACGACAAGUCAGUGCUGCUAGUGGGGGUACACUGAAGAAGCACCUCUGCCCGCCAACACUCCCUAUUCGUCGCCCACAAGGCAGGACGUUGAGACGGGGCCCGAUGCAGCUCCGGAGCAGCACCCUCAACACCCCCGGCCUUUUCCCAAAUUUAUCUCGCUCGCUCGUAUCGUGCCAUGAGCCCACAGCGCAACGACAGAGAUGUUCCCCCCUAAUUCCAGUUUCCAAAACAUCCAGACUCGGCCUUGGCGUCGCUAGCGGGCCUGAUACUAUCGUUUACAAGGCACGGAGAAUGGCGCCGGGUGGUGUCUCCGAACCCCUCAAUCAACAAAAUGGCGUGUCUGGAACCUUGAUGAACCAUGGACGCACAUGGCAGUCGUCGUAAAAAGACGUAUGCCAGGUGGUAUUCAUCCAACAUUGAAGAAGGCGCCACAUGGAAGUCGAACCCGGGUGAACCAAACCAACCCCCGGCCCCCCCCCCCCUGGUCAAUCCCGCCUCGGCUUUCCAACCGCCGGCACCUCUCCGAUCACUUGGCCUGCUGGUCGACUUUGUCGUACCAUGCGCCCUGUUCACGUCAGAGGUUGACAAAAGCGCGUCGAGAUGGUUCAAUCCAACAUAUAAAUCUACCGUGAACCUCGAGGGCCAUGUUUUCUUUUUUCCCUCUAUCCAUCCACAUGAUUGCAGGUGUUCAGACGACCCCGGAGACCUAAAACAAGCCACGGAAUCUCCUUCCUCAGCUACACACCCCAGAAAGCACCUCGAGCUUUCUACUUAUAAAGUCGCUUGGCUGUCAGCGGACAGUCCACAUCUUAUUGCACCUUAGAUCUCCCUUCGUGGAUCAAAAUCAGCAGCACCCACACCUUACGCACCAAACUCACCUUCACCAUGUCUGGCGGAUUCAACAAGUACCGAUGCAAGUACUUCUUGAGCUACAACUGCCCCAAUUGGGUGUUUAUGAACGGCCACGCUUGCGGCUCUUGUCUUGCCGAGGGCCGUGAAGCAAUGGAGCCUGCGGAGUCCACCGGGGCUCUUGCAACCUGGCGACAGCCCACCGAGGUCUGCGUCCCCAAAGCGUUCCAGGGAACGCUCCAAUACAUCAUCAUGGAGGCUGUUCCGAAUGCCACCGCUGGAUCGUACUGGACCUUGCGGCAAAAGGUCUUGGACCCCCGGACUCAAAUGAGCCAAAUCAACAUCAACCAAAUUACGACAAGCGACACCCCGCGGCCUGUCAUGACCACGACGGGCAUUCCUAUGCAGGUGCGAUAUUAAAGGGGGUGCAACGACGACGACUUACCCAGCCUGAUUUCAGUCAAUGGCCAAUUGGGCUUUUGGAUGGUAUGUUGGGAUUUUGGAAUCUCAGAGUGUGAGCUUUCUUUGGUUUGACGUGUGGUGGAUGCCAACGAGCACGACUGGAAACGCAAGCAACAAUGCAUUUGAACCCCCUGGAUGUAUGAAAGAGAGAGCUCCAUGGAUUGGGUACACAGAACCAACAAUGGAGCGAUGGACGCGAUUUUCUUUGUUCUUUGUUUCUUUUCCCGAGCAACAAAAGAUUGAUACCACUGGGGUUUUCCAUCUGAUGUGGAGGGUGUGAAUCUGCAGUUCUGGUCGACAUGGGAGUCUACGGUUACAUGGGUGGCACGGAAUGGCGUUGCUUCCUGCGUGAUUGCGGCGCAGAACUGGUCUUGGUCGAACUACUGUCAUUUUCGGGCUCAAUUGAGCAAUAGCAAAAAGCAAACUAUAGCCAGCAGAAUGAAUUCAGAGCGAUUCCCAGUCUGCCUAGCCUGCAUCGCAGGAAGAGGAACCUAUCUCCGUCAACUGCACAUAUGCACCACCUGGCGUGUCGCCAAAGAUAAGCCUUGAUCACCACCC
Molecule: messenger RNA, 2091 nt
Organism: Podospora pseudocomata
Lineage: Eukaryota; Fungi; Ascomycota; Sordariomycetes; Sordariales; Podosporaceae
Exons: 2
Coding region: 1108-1491 (127 amino acids)
Source: RefSeq, a predicted model, not a curated record